Messenger RNA from Drosophila simulans, 3030 nucleotides. Its product is annotated as 2-acylglycerol O-acyltransferase 2. NCBI's taxonomy places the organism in Eukaryota, Metazoa, Arthropoda, Insecta, Diptera, Drosophilidae. The coding region runs from base 96 to 1145 and encodes 349 amino acids. The transcript has 6 exons. Gene Ontology annotation, cellular component: endoplasmic reticulum membrane. The record is from RefSeq and is a predicted model, not a curated record. Gene Ontology annotation, biological process: triglyceride biosynthetic process. Gene Ontology annotation, molecular function: diacylglycerol O-acyltransferase activity.
ACCCUGGAAUUUGUGUGUGCUGAUACCCCAUCGCUCAGUCGCUGGAAACUCGUCGAAAUAGUCGCGUCUUGUGUUGAAGAUCGGUUGAACUGAACAUGACAAUCGAAUGGGCUCCUCUCUGGGUUCCGCUGGAACGGCGGCUCCAGACCCUGGUUACGUCGUUCUUCACCUAUACCUUCUUUACGCUGCCCAUCUCGUCCUGCCUCGCCGUCGUUAUCCUGCUGUACUACGGCGAAAUGUUUGUGCGUAGUCUGCUUCUUAUCUAUUUUGUAAAAAUUUAUUUGGACUAUAAAAGAAAUUACGGCAUUAUGGAAGGUAAUGGCUGGUUAUUCUACCGCAGUAAUCGAAGAUAUCGAAACUAUUUCCCCGUCGAACUUGUGAAAACCGCGGAGCUGCCUCCCAACAGAAACUAUAUCGUAGCAAGCUUCCCACACGGAAUACUUGGAACUGGAACUUGCAUUAACAUGAGCCUGGACAUCGGCAACUGGCUAUCCCUUUUCCCGCAAGUUCGACCCAAGAUCGCCACCCUGGAUCAUCACUUCAAGACGCCUUUUCUGCGGGACAUAGUGCGCUGGUGGGGCAUGGUAUCGGUUUCCAAGGAAUCCCUGGCCUAUUUACUCAGCAAGUCAAAUGAUCCCAAGCACAGGGAUAACUUGGAUGGUUUCACAUCCAAUGCGGUGGCCGUACUUGUUGGUGGCGCCAAGGAAGCCAUGGACUCGCAUCCGGGACAAUACAUUUUAACCUUGAAGAAUAGGAAGGGUUUCGUCAAAAUGGCUGUUCGAACCGGGUCGUCGAUUGUGCCCUCGUUGUCCUUUGGCGAGGUGGACAUAUUUGAUCAGGUGGCAAAUCCUCCGGACUCCUCGCUGCGUCGCUUCCAGAAUGUGGUCAAGAAAUUCACAGGCAUUUCACCGCUUCUUCCCAAGGGUCGCGGUAUCUUCAACUACAACUAUGGCAUUUUGCCCCAUCGACGACGUAUUGUCCAAGUUGUUGGUUCCCCCAUCGAUGUGGAAAAAUGCGAGACGCCCGAUCCCGAAUAUGUGGACAAGAUCCAUGGGCAGGUGAUAGACGCGCUGGAGAGGAUGUUCGAUGAAUACAAAGAGAAGUACACUCCAAACUCAAAGCAGAACAAACUGAUAAUACAGUGACUCAGUAGAGUGCCUUAGAAUGUGAUUUUAAAUAGUAUUUAGGAAACUUUUGAAACACAACACAGUUUUAGACUAAUUCAAAGAAAGAUCAUGUUUUGUUUUUUUCCUUUUAUUAGUUACCAAUUAAAUUUGUUACCUUGUAUGUACUUAUAUAUACAAAAAGAACAAGGAGCUGGAUUCUCGAAUUUUGGAAAAACUUAACUUAAUUUCGCAUUUUGUGCCACGACGAUCAUUCUUAAUCUCGUUUCCGAUUUAACAACUAUAAGGAAUUGGUGCUACGCUAGAAAGAAUCGAUCGCAAAAUUCCUUUCGAAGGUACAAUUUCAUUAAUUUAGCAACAAAUCAGUUUUAGUCAAUAUUUUAUUAUAUUUCUUUCGGUUCGGUUUGGUUUAGUUUUCGAAUUUCGAUUUUUAACGCUAAGCAAUAGCAAUAUUAGAAGGGAAAGUUGGGGGAAAUAUUAAGAUUCAAUGAGAUUACUAGUUAAGUACUUGUGGGUUGGCUUUAAGAAUUACCUACAAAUAUUCAAAUAUUACGAAAAGUAUUCGUCUAAAUAUAUACUUUUUAGAAAGGAACACUUGGCAUAACUUGGAUUCUCCUCGACUUGGGACUCUCUUGAGUAAUAUUUCGUUUUUGAAUUUUCAAUAACAGUUGAGUAAGCCAUAGGAUGGGCCACCAUAUCUAUCUAGGCGAAUCCCGAUUGUUGUACUCCUGUAAGGUGGUUCUCAUGCAAGCAUAACGUUUGAGUACACUAUAGUAUGAUUCUGAUUAUUGUUAGAGCUGGCAGGGAACUUAGUGAACCCCAUAGCACACUCUGGUUAAUUUUCCUAAAUUCUGCUGGUGAGGCAAUACAAAAUACGUAAUUGGCAUAAUUGUCGGACGAACUGCCUACGACAUAUGUAUGUACAUAUGCAGGUGCCUAUAAGAGCCUAUGUCCAAAAACUAUCUCACUUUGGUGUUUCGCUAUAACUCUACUUGAUUUCUCAUUUUAGGUACUAGCCAGGCUGCCGAUUGUGGUUCGUGGAAAGCGCAUUUGUCGUUUAUCUAAAUUUCAUAUCGUUCUUAAUUUUUGGUUUUUGCUUUUGGGUAUUCGUUUCGUUUGGUUUUUAGUUUUAAAUCAAUCCCUGAGUGCAUUUUACUUUGCAUGUAAUUGCGUAGUUGCUAAAUCAACUGCUGGUGUUGGCUGUGGCUGUCUUUUGGCUCUUCAACUGGUGGUGCGCAGUGUUGUAAGUGUGUGUUUGAGUUUGAGUGGCUCUGCUUUCUGAUUACUGCCAGCGAGUGCGCCAUAAUUGAAUCGACUAAUUACAAUACCUAUAUAUCUCACAAUUACAAAUAUAUAUGUACGUAUAGCAGUGGCGUGCUAUUGGCUUUGAUUCUGGGGCUUUCUUUUUUCUUUGAGCGCAAACGGUGCAUGGAAGAUAAAGGGACGUGUCUCGAGUUGGAAAUUCUCCUGCGCCUAAACAUAUCAUAUCAAAGUUGAACAUUUAACAUUCAGUAUCAGUAUUCAGUAUACAGUAUACAGUAUUCAGUAUUCAUUACUUGUUAUUCGUUAGGUUCUUUAUUGGUGUUUCGAUUGCUGGGAGGGCCUUACGGUGAGCUCUAGUAAGUAUCUACAAAAGGUUCUGCAGGCUCCUGCUGUUCCUGCACUUCUCGGCUGCUCAGCAUCUCAGAGCUUCAAAAUAUAUGCUUCUCUGCGAGUCGAGUUCGCAUCCGUGGUUGGUUUGGUUUCGAUUGGUUUAAUUUAUUAGUUGUGUAUAUUUAGUAUAUAGUUAUGUAUAAAUACAAUUGAAUUAUAGUACGUAUGUGUGUGUAUAUGUAUGUAUAUCGGGGGAUCAAACUGCAUACGCGUUAGCUCUAGUAUUAAUACAUUAAUAAUACAAUUUGUAAUU